Molecule: messenger RNA, 1212 nt
Organism: Cyanidioschyzon merolae strain 10D
Lineage: Eukaryota; Rhodophyta; Bangiophyceae; Cyanidiales; Cyanidiaceae
Product: NADPH:protochlorophyllide oxidoreductase
Exons: 1
Coding region: 1-1212 (403 amino acids)
Molecular function (GO): protochlorophyllide reductase activity
Source: RefSeq, a predicted model, not a curated record
AUGCAAGCUCUUUUCGUUUCUGUUCCGCUGUACCAGGAAAGACAUAUUGUUUGCGCGCGCGCUGCAACUCGAGCACCGUUCCCGCUGCGUACGCCUCGUAACGGGUGCUUCGCAGCUGGACAUCGUCACCACUGCCAGCAUCCGCUUCCUUUGGUGGUGCAGCGUUUGCCUGUAGCGCGCCGGCACCACGCGCUGCAUCUUCGUAUGGGCCCGAAACAGUCGCAGAUCGCCGUGAUCACUGGCGCGUCCUCUGGGGUCGGUCUGUAUGCAGCUCGCGCUCUGAUCAACAAGGGCAACUGGCACAUCGUCAUGGCAUGUCGUGACGUCGACCGGGCGGAGCGCGCAGCAAACAGCGUAAACCUUCCAAAAGACGCCUAUACAGUGCUGCAUUGUGAUCUGGCUGAUUUCGCCUCUGUGUUGAAGUUUGUGAGAGAGCUGUCAAGUGUGGCGCGCGUCGACCACCUGGAUGCCCUGAUCUGCAAUGCCGCAAUCUGGCAUCCGCGGGACAAGAAACCGCGUUUCACGGUGGACGGCAUCGAGGAAACCAUGCAGGUAUGCCAUCUGAGCCAUUUGCUUCUAUGUCGGGAGCUGUUGCCGAAGCUGAAAAUAUCGCGCGGGCGCAUUGUGUUUCUGACGACUCAGACACACUCGCCGAAUUCGUUGCCGGGAAAGAUUCCCCCGCAGGCUCGUCUCGGUGAUUUGUCUGGUCUAGCCGCGGGGCUUGGUCCGCAGACGACGGGCAUGGUGGACAGUGGCCCGUUUGAGCCCACAAAAGCCUACAAAGACGCCAAAGCCGCGAACGUGUUGACAAUGAAGGCGCUUAGUGAUCGAUACGGCCGCGACGGGGUGACCUCUGUGGCGAUUUUUCCGGGAUGUGUCGCCGACAGCAACCUCUUCCGCGAAAAGCGUGGCUGGUUCCGCUACGUAUUCUUCCCGAUUCUUCAGAAGUACAUCACUCGGCAAUACGUUCCGAAUGAUGAGGCCGGCCGCCGCGUAGCCGAAGUGGCGACCCAGGGACAGUUCUCGGACUCGGGCUCGUAUUAUCAGUGGCGUGGCAAAUAUACGGAAGGUCGAGAGAAGACGAAACCGCAGGUUAUUGAACCAACAUACGAAAUCGACAAGGCAGAUCAGCUUUACGAACUGAGUCUUGAUCUGAUCGACCAGGCGUUACGGCGGCGAGGCCUCAAGUCGACUAUCUUGGCCCCUGUCUAA